Molecule: messenger RNA, 1761 nt
Organism: Symbiodinium sp. CCMP2456
Lineage: Eukaryota; Dinophyceae; Suessiales; Symbiodiniaceae
Source: the annotation of a GenBank genome assembly
AUGCAUUGUUGCGCAUCAUGCUGCUGCAUCUUCUCUCGAAACCAAGCGCUGCUUGAGCUUUGUGAGAUGCAAGACAUGCUGCUGGCAACAAGCCCGGUCACGCCCAAGUUGAAGCAUGUGCUGACGCCUGGGCACAUCCGUGCAAGGACCUCGCCCAGUGCGGAAUGGGAGAAGCCUCAUCUGAGAUUAGUUGCCCUUGGCCUGGGCAGUGCCCUCGUCACCAGAAAAGCAGUGCUUCCAAGCUGCAGUGCAAGCAGCGCAAACCGCCAGGCCAGGAGGGCCGGCAGGGCCGGGAGGGCCGGGAGGGCGGCCACCCGGGUGGCGCUGAAGGCCGCUGAAGGGGAGGCGGAGGACCCACUCCUCGCGGAGGCCAAGGCAGCGGCGGAGGCCGCGAAGCUCCAGCUUGAGGCUGCGAAACUGCGGGCCGAAGCCGACGAGAUGCGCCAGGCCACGGCCGUGGCGCAGCGCAAGGCGCGGGCCGUACGGCUCCUGGGCAGCGAGGACGUCCCGGGCAUCGGGUUGCCAGAGUUGAUGGCGCGGCUUCAGGAAACGGAGGGUGUGAGCUUGACCGGUGAGCAGGCCUUGGGCCUGGCUGCGGCUCUGGGCUUCUCAGAGGAGCCCUACUUCUUUCGCUUCGAGGAGCUGAACUCCGAGACCUUCGACACGAAGCUCAAAGAAAUAGAGGCGGCAAGAAAGGCCCAGCAGGCGGAAGAGGCCGCGAAGCGCCGAACGGAAGAAGCCGCGAGGGCGCAGGCGCAGGCGGCGCAGGCCCAGAGCCAGGCCGCAGGCUCCACGUCGGCUUCGGCUCCUUCGGAGGUCAACGACGAUCGCAGUCUUGGCCCGAGGCUGCUGGGGUCCUUGGCCUACAUUCUGCCGGUCACGGAGGCCUUCAAGCUGAUGUUGCCCCUGAUUCAGGUCUUCCCUCCACUGGGAAUUGUCUUCGGCCCCAUCACCUUGCUGACGGUGUUGCUGAACUUUGCUCCCUUCGUCCCCUUGCUCCUCUUCGUGCUCUUCAUUGUCCUUGCACAGUCCAAGGACAAUGUCCCCAGGUUCCUGCGCUUCAACCUCGAGCAGGCCGUGCUGCUAGACAUGGCGCUGACAAUUCCCAGCUUCAUCCUCUCAACCAUGCAGUUUUCCGGCGCUGUCGAGGCGGUUCUCGUGGGUGGCGCCUUUGUCUUCGCGUUGGUUUUUGGCAUCUCCGUGUAUGCGGUGCUUUGCAACCUAGAUGGAAAAGAUCCGGAUGGAGUUCCCCUUAUUUCCAACAUCACGAAGAACGUCGUGGACCGACAAACCUUUUUCGACGAGUCACCCAAUGAGGCCGCCGCGGCCAGCUCGGCCAGUGCCGGUUCGGCGCAAGGUGCAGAGGCGACUCGUCUCGCCGUUUGCACCGUGGAGGACAGGCGAGCCACGGGAGUUUUUCUGGAAGAGUGGUUCGUGGAGCCGACAGGGGACUUCGAGAACUGGAGGUCACGAGGUCCCGAUGCGGUGAGUGUCAGGUGCAGAGCGGCGGAAACUAGGGCUGAGGAUAUCACCUGCCUGGAAUGUGUCAGCCACGUGUCGGACCUCCCUUUCACGUCGCAUCCAAGGGAUGCGCUUCUGCCAAGCGAGCGGCGCAGGCAAGCCACACUCGAUGCUCUAGCAUCGGUGAUGCAGGCCAGGCUGGUUUCUCCUUGGAGGGAUGGGAGCAUGGAGCUCUGCCGACGCGCGGCUGCGGGUGAGAACGCCUUCUGCAAGUCUGCCGCCGUGAUGGUACCUGCUUGA